AUGUCCAACCUUUAUUUUGACAUCAGGGAUGAUCAAUGGCCUUUGGUGUAUGAUGAUAAUUAUAAUGUAUCCUUUAUGGGUCUCGAGAAGUUCCAUGUUUUUGAUGCCAAGAAAUGGCGCAACAUUGUUCAGAAUCUUAAAAAUGCAAAUCUUAUUACCGAUGAACGUUUGGUGAAGCCUCUUGAAGCCAAAAAAAGUGACCUGUUGCUGGUUCAUACAAAAAAGUAUCUAAAAUCAUUAAAGUGGAGUGCCAAUGUCGCUAUGAUAGCUGAGGUGCCAAUAAUCGCUUGUGUGCCAAAUGUACUAGUUCAAUAUGCCUAUUUAAAGCCUAUGAGGUUACAAACAGGUGGUUCCAUUCUAGCAGGGAAGUUAUCUUUAGAAAGGGGGUGGGCCAUCAAUAUAGGCGGUGGGUUCCACCACUGCAGUGGUGAGAGUGGCAGCGGGUUCUGUCCGUAUGCCGAUAUUACAUUGCUCAUACAGUUCCUGAUCUCUAAUAACAUGAUCCAGAAUGCAAUGAUUGUUGACUUGGAUGCCCAUCAGGGUAAUGGAUAUCAACACGACUUCCUCGGGGUACCCGAAGUGUAUAUAAUGGAUAUGUACAAUCGUCACAUAUACCCUCGGGAUAAGGAGGCCAAGCAAGCGAUCCGAAGGAAAGUCGAGCUCGGCAAUAAAGUUGAAGAUUUGGAGUACAUGCUCAAGCUUAGAACAAAUCUUAAAGCUGCACUGAAGGAAUUCAAGCCAGAUAUAUUAGUUUAUAACGCUGGAACAGACAUAUUGGACUCCGAUCCUCUUGGUCAAAUGAGGAUAAGUGAAAUUGGAAUAGUGAAAAGAGACGAAUUUGUAUUCGAGAUAUGUAAAGAAAAUAAUAUACCGAUAGUAAUGCUGACCAGCGGAGGGUACCUCAGGAAAACUGCUAGAAUUAUAGCAGAUUCUAUUGUAAAUUUACACAAAAAAGGACUUAUUAGUGGAAAGGGUCGAGCGAAAUUGAAUUAAAUUUAUUAUUAUAUUGAUUCAUUCUUAAGCUAGUGUGCUGUACAUAAAAUGAUAUGGUAUUUACAAAAAGCUAGAAAAGGCAUAGAGUACCGCUACUAUGAAUUGUAGUUUGUAAAAUGAUGCAUUACAUCCUAAUCACUCGAAUCUCGAAUUAUAAUACAAAAAAAUUUCUUUAUAGAAAUUUGUCAUCUUUGGUGGAUCGGUUUGUUAGAAAUUUUAGUUCUCAUUGCGGAGGAGAUACGAUAAUGGCGGUAAGAAUAUUGAAUGAAAUGUAGUUUAUAGUACUAUUAGACGCAAUACUUAACCAGUGAUAUAAUUGAUCUCAAGUACAAUGAAGUGAGAAUAUUAUUGUAUAAAUGCAAAUGAAAUUUGCGAUACUCUUUGUUAAUGUUUUAAUGUGAUAUUAUUCUGGAUUAGCUUUAGAGUUUAUUUUCCAAAUAAAUCAUAUUUAUCUUACUUAAUAAAAAUAUCGUUUUAUUUUAAAACUAACGCCCACGCCUUCGUCCUACCCCUUAUUGCAUAAGCUAUCUGCCAGUGAAAGUCCCGUCAAAAUCGAUCGAGCCCUUUCAGAGAUUAGCCGGAACAAACAGACAAAACAAAAAUGAAAACAUGUUAUUCUGGUAUAUGUACCGUGAAUACAUAUGUACCUAUUUAGUGAAAAGCAGAUAUUUUA
Messenger RNA from Diatraea saccharalis (sugarcane borer), 1666 nucleotides. The record is from the annotation of a GenBank genome assembly. NCBI's taxonomy places the organism in Eukaryota, Metazoa, Arthropoda, Insecta, Lepidoptera, Crambidae.